UCGAAAUUUCGGUGGUAUCAAGACCUACGUCACUGCUCGUUUCCAUCGACGCGCACGUUCCUCGCAAACGCGAUUGUUUACGCGACACGUGAACCGACUAAAUACUAUCGAUAAACGAAACAGUAAUAUAUAAAUACGUACGUUGUAUCAAUAUCGCUUAAUAUUCGCAUAAACUAGUGUUCCAUUAUAGACUACUACAAACUCUUGCAACAGUGAACUAGUGAGUGCUAUAGUCGAAGAGGAAAUAGUGUGAUUUGCUAUGGAGAUUUCGUGGUUCCUGUUGUUCACCUGGUGCGUCGCAUUGGUCAGAGGUUUCGAUCUUGGACCGAUCGUCAGGAUCGCGCAGUGCAGAUCGCAGUGCCUCAGAAAGCAUACAGUCGAUGGGAUAUGCGAUUGGUACACGGGACACCAGCAAACCAGUUGCAGCAAGUGCUGGCAGUACUGCGAGGCCCUCGAGAACCGGUGGGAGAAGACGAGAACCAUUUGCGAGGGCGACCAGUAUCUACAUUGCCCAGCCUGUCAGACAGCCUGUACCUUCCGCAAAACAAGGGUGGAGGAGAAGUACCUUCCCUCGAUGCUACCAGCGCCAAAGAAAGCUCCCAUAAACGUGGACAAAUUCGACGUGUCGGUGGUGAUGCGCAGGCUUUACAAGCAAUGGAGAGUGGACGGAUACUAUCCUGGAGAACGCACGCCUAAUCUGAGACCAGACACCUGGAUCAUCGUCGCCGUGGAAGACGGAGUGAGGCACUACAGUUGGCAAGAGUGGGUUCCAACGUUGGAAUCGUUGAAAGAAGGCCCCCUGUACGAGGCCACCAUCUCCUGGAAGGACGUCCAGACUCAGCUGCAGAAGCAGAAGAACUUGCAGCAGGUUAGGUUCAACAACCGAGUGAGGCAGUUCUUCCUGGAGAAGUAUGGAGAAAAAGUCUUGGCGGAGUGGAGGAGCCAAGAGGACUCUCAGAUCUCCGACGAGAUAUUCCGUAGGUUUUUCUUCAGGAGGAAGGACGAGGGUGGCGAAGAGGAUCUAGAAGGUGACAACACUCCCUCUACAAGCAGCGCGUACAACGACAAAGUGGACAGGGAGCAAUCAGGGAACAAGGAGUCUUACGUGGUGUCCUGGGAGCCAGAGACAGGUGGUCUGAUGGGGAACCAAGUGGCAGACUCGAAUUUUGCGCAGAUUUCUUUGACCCCUGGCACCAAAUACCUAGUUAGAAUCGCCUCGAACGACGGACCUGGCAGCUUCCCCAUCGAAGUGGACACCAGGCCCAGUUCCGUUCAGGCCGAAAGGAUAGAGACAACGUUUCAGGACUUGUAUCCUUGGGACAUCUUCGCAGCCUCGAUCGCUGCAGCGAUUUUAGUCUUUGUCGUUGGUAUGAUGAAGGUCUGCAAGAAGAACAAAAGCUACGAAGUGGAGGAAGUGUGAGGGACUAACGAACAAUGAAGCAUCGUUCAAGACGAUGGCAAACUCAGGGAUAUGUUUUGCUUUAACGCGAGCGAAUCCGGCGGAUUAAAGGUAACAGAGAGAGAGAGAGAAGAUUGUUGCUGGACUGUGCUGCCGUUAGUGUACAAAUAGUUGAAACCGUCAUUCGAAGAUGGUCACGAGUAGUCACUAGUAUUUCUCCUUGUAUAAUUUCUUUGCAAGUAGGUGUGAGAUCUUUGUUGACGUUAAGUGAACUGUAAAUGUGAACGAGUUUAAUGUGCGUACGAUGUAAAGUAGUUCUUAAAGUAUGUAGACGACCCAUUGCGAAUUGUAGAGGAAAUCGACGGCAACUUUGCAAACGAGGGAAGCAGGAGGUUGGAGCAUCGUCCAAUCGAAGAAACGUACAAAGAACUUCGCGAGAGAUUAUAAAUAAUUGACUGGCCGAUCUCGGAAGCAGGAUAUGUACAGAUUCUUCGAUGAUAUUUUUGUACGUAUUAAGAGUACUAAAUAACUUCUUGCUCAACGCGCAACGAACAGACUGUAAAAGAGUUCCUAUCGCCGAGACAGAAAAGCGACGCCGAAUCGCGGCGCCAAAUCUCUGUAUUUAUUUGUAAAUAGUAGCUCCAAAGCUUGUACAAAGUCUUUAAAAUAUAAAUAAAUCACU
Molecule: messenger RNA, 2081 nt
Organism: Hylaeus volcanicus
Lineage: Eukaryota; Metazoa; Arthropoda; Insecta; Hymenoptera; Colletidae
Exons: 3
Coding region: 260-1420 (386 amino acids)
Source: RefSeq, a predicted model, not a curated record